Molecule: messenger RNA, 869 nt
Organism: Brassica oleracea var. oleracea
Lineage: Eukaryota; Viridiplantae; Streptophyta; Magnoliopsida; Brassicales; Brassicaceae
Product: vacuolar protein sorting-associated protein 24 homolog 1-like
Exons: 6
Coding region: 1-705 (234 amino acids)
Biological process (GO): late endosome to vacuole transport; endosome transport via multivesicular body sorting pathway; protein transport
Cellular component (GO): ESCRT III complex; multivesicular body
Source: RefSeq, a predicted model, not a curated record
AUGCCAGGCUGGAAUUUUUGGACUGUUGUCGAUAUUGUGAAACCGGAUGUCUCGUGUGGGGUCCAUAACGUGAGGAGAUUAACUUGGGCACGUGAGAUGUUUGCUGAGCUGGCUAUCAAUGAGUGGAAUAUACAGAAGGAAGAGAGAAAUGUUCAGAAAGCUAUUAAAGAGGCUGCAAGGCGAAAUGAUAUGGUCUCAGCCAAGGCGCUUGCUAAGGAGAUUGUGAGUUCGAGAAGAACAGUUAACCGGUUAUACGAAAACAAGGCCCAGAUGAAUUCCAUAUCAAUGCACCUUGGGGAGAGUGUUGCUGUUGCUAGAACAGUUGGGCAUCUGUCCAAGAGUGCAGAGGUUAUGAAGCUAGUCAAUAACCUCAUGAAAGCACCACAAAUGGCUGCAACUAUGCAGGAGUUCAGCAAAGAGAUGACUAAGGCCGGAGUUAUUGAGGAGUUUGUGAACGAUGCCAUUGACAAUGCACUAGAUUCAGAGGAUAUGGAAGAAGAGAUCGACCAAGAGGUUGAUCAAGUAUUGACAGCUAUUGCUGGAGAAACCGCUGCUGCGCUUCCAGACGCUGUCAGGAAGGAAAGGAUAAAGGUGCCUGCGCAGAAGGCGAGCACUUCCCGCGAGGAAGAGGCAAUUGCAGAAGGUGAUGAUGAUGAGGAAGAACUGAAGGAGAUUCGAGCUCGGCUCGCUAAAGUUAGAUCCUAACUGAUGAUUCAAUUGACUCUUUACACUAUUUUUUAUUGAUCCGAUCAACUCUUAAUGUUGGUGACAACACAAGGAGAUUACUGUGUAUUGUAUAAUAUAAUUGAACUACCGUAUACAAUGUGAUCAUAAGCUGUCUUUUGUUAACUAAGUUUUGUUUCUUUUCA